Molecule: messenger RNA, 1838 nt
Organism: Aspergillus homomorphus CBS 101889
Lineage: Eukaryota; Fungi; Ascomycota; Eurotiomycetes; Eurotiales; Aspergillaceae
Product: CocE/NonD family hydrolase
Exons: 2
Coding region: 1-1779 (592 amino acids)
Molecular function (GO): dipeptidyl-peptidase activity
Source: RefSeq, a predicted model, not a curated record
AUGCCGAACCCAAUCCGUGAAGACCUCGCCAAGCGCGAUGAGACCUCUUUUCUCUACAUCUUCGAACAAAAUGUCACCAUUUCGUUGAAGGAUAAAUCUGGACUCGUUCGAUGCAACGUUUAUCGUCCUAAGGGGCUGGAGAAGGCGCCUGUGCUCGUGACCUACGGUCCCUACGGAAAGGAUAUCCCCUAUGCCGAUUUCCACCCCCAAUCAUUCAGCGAAGUCAACCCCGAACAUCGCUCGGAACACUCAGCGUGGGAGACUCCUGAUCCCGGCUUCUGGACUCAACAUGGAUAUGCUGUGGUCCGAGCAGACGAGCGGGGUACUGGCCAGUCGCGUGGCAAGCUAGACACCAUGUCUCGGGAGACUAGCGAGGCUUUCUUCGACGUGGUCGAGUGGGCUGCUGAGCAGCCAUGGUCUACAGGCAAGGUCGGCUUGCUGGGUAUUAGCUACUAUGCUGGAAGCCAAUGGCGAGUCAGCGCCCGCCAGCCCAAGGGCUUGAGCUGCAUUAUUCCCUGGGAAGGCAUGUCCGACUACUACCGCGACCGCUGCCGCCACGGCGGUAUUCUUUCCAACAAGUUCAUCAAGUUCUGGUGGGAUCGACAGGUGGUAUCGAAUCAAUAUGGACGCCCUGGUCGGGCCGCGCGCAAUUGGGGUCCCGAUACCAUCGAAGGCGAUCUCUCCGAGGAGGAACUGGAGGCCAACCGUCAAGACCAGACGAUUGACAACGCCAACAACCAUUUCCGCGAUGAUACAUACUAUGCCAGCAAGGAGUACACCAUGACGGAUAUUCAGGUACCCCUUCUCUCGGUUGCAAACUGGGGUGGGAUCCUCUUGCACCUUCGUGGCAACGUCGAGGGAUACACCCAAGCGGGCAGUGAGCUGAAAUAUCUGCGCUUCAUCACAGGCCGUCACGAUCUACCCUUCUACUACAAGGAGGAAGUCGAGGUGCAGCGGAGCUUCCUCGAUGCUUUUCUGAAGGGCGAAGAUCGCGCCGGUUGGGCAGAUGGCACUGCUCCCAAGGUCGACGUGGUCCUCCGCAAGGGAGAUGUGGGCUUCAACAAUGCCGAAGCAGAGAAGCAGUUCCCGCGCCGACAGGAGAACGAGUGGCCGAUUGCACGCACGCAGUACACUCGCUACUAUCUCACCUCGAAGCAGGAACUGGUCCCGGAGGCCCCUAAGGAAAGGCCGGUCAAGAUCACGUACCGCGCUCUGGGCAACCUCGACGAGCCACAGCUGGUGCAGUUCACAACUGCGCCGUUUGAGCAGGAGACGGAAAUCACCGGGCACAUUGUGGCCCACCUCAACGUGUCGAUGAGCCCCGAGCCCGGACGUCCGACGCCCAAGGAUAUGGAUCUCUUCCUCACCCUGCGCCAUAUCUCGCCGGAGGGCAAGGAGGUGUUCUAUACCGGCACUGCAGGCGAUCCGGUGCCACUGUGCAAGGGCUGGCAGCGCGUCAGCCUGCGCAAGGUUAACACGGAGCACCCGCGCAACCGGCCAUGGUUGCCCCAUCGCGACUAUUACUCCACGGAUGUGCUGCCGGUGGUGCCGGGCGAGGUGUACGCGGUGGAGGUAGAGGUGUGGCCAACCAAUGUGGUGGUGGAGAAGGGAGGCAAGAUCGGUUUCGAGGUGUCUUCGGGCGACACGCAGGGGUCGGGCCUGUUCCAGCACAAUUCCCCGGUUGACCGGUCUGAGGAGAAGUUCCAGGGCUUUAACCACAUCAAUUUCGGGCAUGGUGACAAUUACGUGACUUUGCCGAUUAUUCCGCCGAGAGAGUAGAGAUGCAGGGAUUGGAGUGUAGCUAGAUUGCCGAAGAAUGAAUGACAUAGAGUGUGGAC